CAAUAUUUCUACUUGGGGUUUUUUUCUCUUUCUAUACCAUGUCGCCAAUACAAAUGGUAGACAAUGAGUCUGCAAAGAAGAAGACGACGACGCCAGUCAAACCGCUUUCCAAAAAAUUGCCCUCCAAAACUCCUAUUACGCCCGUAAAACCUGCCACUGCCACGACUCCAGUGAAAAAACCAACAACGACGCCGCCCUCCUCCUCAAAGCCCAUCGGAGCUUUAGGAUCUGCAUCAAUCAAGAAGCAACCCAUAUCCAAGCCUUCUUCUUCUACGACUGGCAUAUCACCGCCACCGCCAGUAGUCGUCAAAGCUGCUCCCGUGAAGAAGAAAACUCCAUCAACACCAUCCACAACGCAAUUGCCGAUUAACAAGAGCAGUCCCACGAACAGCAGCGCAGGGAAACAGCAGCAACAGCAACAGUCCACCGAAAAAACUUCUUUUCAAAAGCAAGAAACUGGAAAGAAAAAACCUAUUCCACCUCCUAUUCAAGCCCAGAAUAGAAAACCCAAUGUUGCAAAUGCUACUGCAACUGCUGCUGCUGUAGGGAAUAAAGGUGUUGGAGGAAGAGUAGGAGGAGGAGGAGGAGGAGGGAGUAUAGCUCUUCUCGACAAAGCCCCCAAAACCCGUACCGCAACAGCAACGAAAAAGAUCAAUCAAGCCGGAGCAGGAGCCACGCAGACCUCCAACGAUGCAACGACAAAUGUGGGAAAAUUGACGAACGAUACAGUCCAGAACAUCAAACGCACAACGGAUUCUGCCGUGGGAGAUGUGGCAACUACGGUGAAGGAUACGGGGAAUGCGAUUGGGAAGAGAGAUGUCAGAGGUGUUGGAAAAGGGGUUGCGAGAGGUGCGGGAAAGACUCUAUCGGGAGUGGGACAAGGAGCUGGCGCGACAGUAUCCGGUGUCGGAUAUGGCGCAGAUGCCACAAUUUCUGGGCUAGGAAAAGGUGUCAAUGCAACACUCGGCGGCCCCAUCGGCUCAGCCGCCCAGAAUACAACUUCUGGCAUCGGCAAAACCGUCUCGGGCGUAACUUCCGGUUUGGGACAAACCAUUGGCGAUACCACUCGCGGAAUCGGUAAUUACGACGUCAGUAAUACGGUCGGAGGAGCCACGGGGGGUGUAGGCAAAACCGUCACAGGAGUCGGUCAAGGACUCGACGCCACUGUCAGUGGAGUAGGCAAGACUGCAGGAAAGUAUAUCCCAGGUCGUCGAGUCGGAGGGACAGUAGAAGGUGUGACGAAGGGGGUUGGUGGGACGCUAUCGAACGUCACAACCGGUCUCGGAGACGGUGUCGGAAAACUGGGAAAAGGUAAUGUGAUGGGUUCAGUCGGUUCGAUUGGUGGCGGGGUGGUCAAAGGAGUCGGUGCCCUCGGAGGUGGAAUUUGGGAGGGUGUGAGUGGGAAAAAUCGGGAGAAGGUGAAGCCGGUUGGGGAGGAAGUAUCUGAAGAUGAUGAGGGUAAGUCGGCUUCUGCAGAUCAGGGGAUGCAAAGCCGCAGCGGCGGUAGUGGGGAGAGGAGCUUUUUUUUGAGAGGGGGAUAUGCGGACCAUGUGUGCUAAUUGUUGGGUUGGAGAGGGAAAAUGGAGAAUAGUUGGAGGGGCAAAAGAAAAGACAGUGCUCAGUUUUCCUAGACAGAGACUUGGGUCUUGAAGUGGGGAGGACGGAGGUGAUAUCCAUAACAGCAGCAGAACCAUAACGACAGUGAAAAGAAAACACAGAAAGGCAGAUUUUCGG
This is a messenger RNA of Sphaerulina musiva SO2202, 1734 nucleotides long. RefSeq lists its product as uncharacterized. Lineage: Eukaryota; Fungi; Ascomycota; Dothideomycetes; Mycosphaerellales; Mycosphaerellaceae. The coding region runs from base 39 to 1559 and encodes 506 amino acids. The record is from RefSeq and is a predicted model, not a curated record. The transcript is spliced from 6 exons.